Eleginops maclovinus (Patagonian blennie) is the source of this 2028-nucleotide messenger RNA. RefSeq lists its product as uncharacterized. The record is from RefSeq and is a predicted model, not a curated record. NCBI's taxonomy places the organism in Eukaryota, Metazoa, Chordata, Actinopteri, Perciformes, Eleginopidae. The coding region runs from base 221 to 1975 and encodes 584 amino acids. The transcript is spliced from 3 exons.
UAAAAACUAAGCGAAUCACCAGAGAUCUUUGGGUCAAGACGUAAAUCACGUGACACGCCCAAUCGAGACUUGAAUGCGACCAUUUUUUCUCCGCGACGUCAGCAGUCAUCACUACUACAGCAGUGAAGAGGACCUGCACCUACACGGCUCUGUUGCUGGCUUUUCGAGGCAUGAAACAACACUAAGAGGAUGUCCCACUGAACUGAGAUGAGUGACAAUCAUGAUGAUGAAGAGGCGUCAGGAAACAAGAAAACACCCAGAGAAUCUACAGGAAUUUGAAAAUUACAAAAAGGAAAGUGCAAGUGGCCAGCAGAAGAAAGCCAAAACAUCAUUAAGGCAGACUCGUUUGUUUGACCAUGCUAGCCCAACAAUAUCACAAAGUAAAGUCGACUCCCUUGUGAAAUCCUUUGUUGUCAAAGGAAUGCACUCAUUAGCCACCGUUGAACAAACAGAAUUCAUCGAGCUUGUGCAGGGACUUCACCCAGGUGCCAAUGUAAUGUCCAGACGGACACUCGGACGACGGAUUGAUGAAGAAUUUGCAACAAAAAAAGCAUUCCUAAAAGAGACGCUUAAAAAUGUUCGCCGUGUUUGUACAACAGUGGAUAUUUGGUCAACAAAGAAAACCAGUUAUUUGGGAGCAACAGUACAUUGGAUCAAUGGAGACACGCUGGAAAGGCAGUCAGCCGCUCUUGCCGUUAGGCAUUUUCCCAGCCCCCAUACUUAUAACCGAAUAGCAGAACUGUUGGAUGAGAUUCACACAGAAUAUGGGCUGUCUUCAGACACCAUUGUGUCUACAGUUACUGAUAAUGCAUCCAACUUUGCAAAGGCCUUUAAAGAGUUCAGUGUCACUGGAAAAACAAAUGACCCAGAUGAAGUUGAAGAGCUGGACGAUGAGCUGUCCUUCCUGGUCAUAGAUCCUGAGAGAGAAGAAGCAUCUGAGUGUUCCAUCAUUUUACCACCACACCUCCGGUGUGCGACACAUACUCUGAGUUUAAUCUCAACUACUGAUGUCAAGAAAUCGAUCACUAGCAAUGCAACUCUCAGCAGGCUGAAUCAUUCAACGAUGGCGAAGUGCUCAGCAUUAUGGACAGCAUCUGGCAGACCAAAGAGUGCUGAAACGCUAGGCAAAGUAAUCGAGCAGCAACUCAAGACACCCUGCAUUACAAGGUGGAAUUCUCUGCAUGACUCCUUGAGUCAGUUGUCAUUCUUGCGUGACAAGCUCCCUGAUGCCAUGACUGCCCUGCAACUUCCACCAUUCAGGGAAGUCGAACUGGACUACAUUGAGGAAUUUUGCAGAGUGUUACGACCGAUUGCCAUCUCAAUAGAUCGGCUUCAAGGGCAAUCUGCAUGCUAUUAUGGUGAGCUGUUGCCAACACUUUUCACCAUUCAAGCCAAGCUGGAGGAUCUGCAAGCAUCAAACUUGAGGUACUGCUCACACGUUCUUCAAGCAACCAUAGCAGGGUUCAAAAAACGCUUCCACAAUUUUCUGAUGCUGGAGCAUGACGUGAAUGAGGCCAUCCUGGCAACCACAACACACCCAUACUUUAAGAUGAGGUGGUUACCCCAGAGGUUGGCUUCUGAGAAGAGGCGAAUACAGCAACUGAUGCUGCACUCAGCAGACGAACUCGGACUUCUCUCAGAGAGUGACGGGACCACACCGAGCACAGAGGAGAAUGACGAAUUCUUUGUGUUCACUGAUCAAGGAACAGUCAACCAGCUGGAGGCCGAGGCCUUGCCCAGCCACAGCAAGGCGGAACUGGAGACCCUUCAUUUUUUGGAGGAUCCCAGAAAAGACCUGGCUUCACUAAAUGCAUACCCUUUGAUGAAACAGCUUUUUGUGAGAUUUAACACAACCCUACCAUCCUCAGCCCCGGUUGAGCGCCUGUUUUCUUUUGCUGGCUUAGUGAACCGGCCUCACAGAAGGUCAUUAACACCAGAUAUGCUGGAGAAGUUGGUUGUCCUGAAGAACAACUGAUCUGUUUUUCUGUUUAAUAUGGAUAAAAUAAAAUGGAUUUGAAUGUAGCGUUA